AUGAAGAACGAACGUGGGACAGAUUAUGGCGUUCUCAGUUCGAAUCAGAAGGACACUGCAUUCAAGGCUAACAAAGAAGAACCAUUUCUCUUUCUGAAACAAGAAUUGAUCAUUGGGUCGUGUGGUCGAUUAGGUCAAGUUCGGUUCUCGCUCUCCCAAAUUUGGUCAGCAUCUCUCGUAACGGAGAAUUUAGGCUUUCCAUGGGAUGCAUUAUUUGUAAUGGGAACCAUGACCUUCAAGGAGACGAAUGAACUUUGUCCGUUAGAACACACGGAUUCCAG
Molecule: messenger RNA, 281 nt
Organism: Acaulospora morrowiae
Lineage: Eukaryota; Fungi; Glomeromycota; Glomeromycetes; Diversisporales; Acaulosporaceae
Source: the annotation of a GenBank genome assembly